This is a messenger RNA of Manihot esculenta (cassava), 447 nucleotides long. RefSeq lists its product as uncharacterized. The record is from RefSeq and is a predicted model, not a curated record. The transcript has 2 exons. Lineage: Eukaryota; Viridiplantae; Streptophyta; Magnoliopsida; Malpighiales; Euphorbiaceae. The coding region runs from base 1 to 447 and encodes 148 amino acids.
AUGUCAGCAAGCAUUUUCUCCAUUUCAGCUCCUAUCUUUACAGGAGAGAAUUAUGAUCUCUGGGCUAUCAAAAUGACAGCAUUCUUGAAGGCCCAUGAUCUAUGGGAGGUUGUUUCUACAAAUGCAAUUUUUCCAAGAAUUUUGGGAGCUCAAACAGCCAAGGAGGCAUGGGAUAAACUGAGAGAUGAGUUCCAAGGAAGUGAAAGAGUUAGAUCAUGGGACAAGCUGAGAGAUGAGUUCCAAGGAAGUGAAAGAGUUAGAUCAGUCAAGCUUCUAACUCUAAAGAGAGAAUUUGAGAUGUUGAGGAUGAAUGAAGGAGAAACCAUAAAGCAUUAUUCCUCAAAGCUAAUAGAGUUGGUGAAUCAAAUGAGACUUUAUGGUGCUCAAUUUCCUGAUAGUCAGGUUGUUGAGAAGAUUCUGAUUAGUCUUCUGGAGAAAUUUGAGUAA